GAUUUGGAAUCUUUUGGAAACUCAUGAAAAUUAAAUCUGCCUGUGGAACUGCAUCUCCAGUAGAAGAAUCUAAUAAAGGAUUGAUCAUGCUUUCUCCAAAUGUCUUGAGGGAUUUGACUGAUUGCUCCAAGCUUGGAAAUAGAUCCUGUCCUGAGAGCUUUAGGACACCAGGAGUACGAGAGGUAGUAGUAUAUCUCUUCAUAAGAGCAGCCUUCAUUCUCACCAUCGUAGGGAAUCCGGCCAUAAGCAUUUCCAUUUCAUAUUAGCUUCAUUCUCCAAACAAUUUCCUCAUCCUAUCCAUGGCUGUCAUGGAUUUCCUUCUGGGCUUUUCCAUUAUGCCCUACAGCAUGGUGAGGUCUGUGGAGAACUGCUGGUAUCUUGGGAUGACAUUUUGCAAAGUUCAUUACAGUUUUGACCUGAUGCUCUGCUUAGUUUCCAUUUUCCAUCUUUGUUCCGUUGCCAUGGAUCGGUCUUAUGCAAUCUGCUGCCCUCUGCAUUAUGCCAGCGUCAUGACUGUUGCAGCCAUAGAACAAAUCAUAGCUGUGUGCUGGUCACUGCCAGCUGCUUUUGCUUUUGGUGUGGUUUUCUUGGAAGCUUAUGCUUCUGGAACUGAGGGCUAUGAAUUGUUGUAAUGCUCGAGUUUUUGCCCUGUUGUGUUCAACAAACUGUGGAGGGCUGUUUUACCUACAGUUGGUUUAUCUGCUCCUGCCUACAUUGUGAUAGGGAUUUAUGUUAAAAUUUUUUCAGUCUCACAAAGGCAUAUACAUGAGUUGAGCCAGGUACACAGGCACACAAAAAAUGAUAGGAAAAAUGAGCUUUCUAAGAAUAAAGAUAGGAAAGCUGCCAAGACUUUGAGUAUAGUUAUGCUCAGUUUCUUAUGCUGGUUUCCUUGUGUUUUCACAAUCUUAAUUGAUCCAUUUUUAAAUUUCUCUAAUUGCGCACCUAAGAGCUUCUGCAAUGCCACCUUCUGGCUGGAUUAUUUCAGUUCUGCCUGCAGCCCUAUCAUUUAUGGUUUGUUUUAUCAUUGUUUCAAAAAACCUUUGAAAAUGGUCAUUGCAGGUGCAAUAUUCAGACUCUGCUAUUUUCUGUACUCUACUGCCUUCCUGUAA
Pelecanus crispus (Dalmatian pelican) is the source of this 1109-nucleotide messenger RNA. Its product is annotated as trace amine-associated receptor 2. Gene Ontology annotation, biological process: G protein-coupled receptor signaling pathway. Lineage: Eukaryota; Metazoa; Chordata; Aves; Pelecaniformes; Pelecanidae. The record is from RefSeq and is a predicted model, not a curated record. Gene Ontology annotation, molecular function: trace-amine receptor activity. Gene Ontology annotation, cellular component: membrane.